GACAAGGACAGGAGGGGGAUUUUUGUUUUGUUUGAGGAGGGGCUGAAGCUGUUUUCCUCUCUCGUCUGUGAGUGCUCUUCACUUGCUUUUGCUUCUUUCAUUUCUGAGCUUCUGCUUUGGUAUCGGGCAAGAAGUAGCAGGGAGUCCAUCUUUAGAUUCAUUUUUUGUUGUCUUUUCUUUCUGUUUUGUUGUCUGUGUAUGGGGGUUUUAGUGAGGUGAAAGAAGAAGAACUCCCCGUAGGGAAGAAGAAGAAGGGAGAAAAGAUGUCUUUUUUCUAAUCUGUCUCUUUCUUUCUGUAUGUUUAGGGGAGUGAAUAAGAAGAAGAGGUGAAGAGAAUCCCCUGUCGUGGGGGAGAAGGAAGAAUAAGAAGCAUAGCCAAGUCUCACCC
Linum tenue is the source of this 388-nucleotide messenger RNA. The record is from the annotation of a GenBank genome assembly. Lineage: Eukaryota; Viridiplantae; Streptophyta; Magnoliopsida; Malpighiales; Linaceae.